UCUCUGCAUAUCAAUCCAGAUUCAUGUACAAAUCGGAGGACUGAUCUUUUGGCAAAAUUGAUGGACUGACAAGAAUAAGAGAUGAAGCCAAGCACGAUCGUUGGUUCCUUGAAAGGCAGUCGGCACGGAGACGGAGGAAGAGUGGGCAAAGACGCUACGACAGUUGCACGUGCCGUUGUUUACUGUUGACUGUGGGCUUGCUUCUUGCAAUACAGGAGUUCUCCUUAGGGCGCGCUAAUUCAGGACCCGGUGGGUCCAAUGCGUCACGUGGAGAUGCCAGAGUGGAUUAAGUAGAACGAAGAACGGCAGCUUAGCAAAAUCUUCCAUAAUCCCCUCGUAACCAAUCGCCUUUGUGUUCCCACGUGGGGCUGCUGACCCCACCAGAUGACAUCACCGUAUCACUUCUUUUGUUGAAAUUGUUUGACACCAUCUGCAUCGCCAACUCAACUAUUAACUUCGCCCUUUUCUAUUAUUAUUAUUUUUUAUCGGUCCAGUAGUUUCUUCUGCUUUCGUUCCAGCGCUUUUCUUUGGUCUCCUUUCCCUUCCAUUGAUCCUCUCCUAUCCAGCUCGGCUGCUCUUAUUUUUGCUUUAUUUUCAACUCAACUCUACCCGUGGAUAUAUUGCAUAAAUCGAUCUCCGGUGUAGUCACUGAAAAAGCCUUGAAGAACUUAGCUCCCAAGUCCUGAGUGGAGACGAACUUUCCCUGGAGGCGUUUAACAUGGCUGAUUCUUCAUCACCUCGCGAGUACAUCCAUCUGAUUCAGCAUCUGAUAGAAGAGUGUAUCUUAUUCCAUAUGAGCAAAGAGGAAUGCAUGGAAGCUCUCUUCAAGCAUGCAAAUAUCAAACCGGUCAUUACCGCCACCGUGUGGAAGGAGCUGGAGAAAGAGAACAAGGAGUUCUUCCAAGCAUACACGAAGGAUAGGGAGGAAAGAGCGUCUGAAACGGAGACGCGACAAAGGAUCCAAAAGAAGAUGCUUUCGCAUUCUUCCGCUGCCAAAGAUACCGGGGAGGAUGACUAGUUUGUUUUAUUCUAUCUCAGAAUUCAGGCAAAACGUCGUUUACGAAAUUGGGAUGGUGUCCCUCUCUCUCCAAAUUGGCAUUGUGAUUGAUGGCUGAUCAAAUAUUAGUAGAACUCUGUGGACUGGACUGCGUCCGUCCUAGUCAAGGGCCAUAAACAGCUCCACCCUCUGUACUCUGUAGUGUCGUCUCGUCGUAGAUUAGUUUUUCUUUUUCCACGUCUCCAAAUUGGCAUUGUGAAUGUAGGCUCAGACGUGGGUGAGUGGUGACAUGUGGCUUCACCCGCACUGCCGCACCUUUUCGCGUGUCCGUCCGUGGGAUGGUUUCUGCCUCCACAGUCCACACUGAUUAUUUUAAGAAAAAAUGGCUAAUUAGAGUCGAUUUAGUCCCUAA
Molecule: messenger RNA, 1409 nt
Organism: Coffea eugenioides
Lineage: Eukaryota; Viridiplantae; Streptophyta; Magnoliopsida; Gentianales; Rubiaceae
Exons: 4
Coding region: 719-1018 (99 amino acids)
Source: RefSeq, a predicted model, not a curated record